GCUGGUUUGUUUGUUUGUUUGUUUGGUUUCAUGUUCAAUGUCCAAAUUGAAACUUUUUGUCCUUGGACGAAAUAAACACUUACUCACACACACACAUAGAUAGACAAACGUUUUGAAUUUUGUUUUUUCAUCAUUUUGACCCAUUCGCGUAUGCACUCUCACACUAAAAACACGUGGUUUUUUUUAUUUUGAAAAUUGAAAAAAUUUUCAUCAUGCCAUCAAGAUCUGAAUCUAAGAAGAAUCCAAAAAUUUUACUAGUCGGAUCAUUAUCCGAAUCAAGUAAAUUGGAUUUAUUUAUCAAUCAUGAAAAAUGUAUCAAACACCAGUAUUCAAAAAAUCAUCAAUUAGGUCAUCAACCAGCAAUGGGUAUUCAAUUGAAUACACUUCGAUUUCAACACAAGAAUCGAAUCAUAUCAUUGGAUAUAUGGAAUAUGAUCAUCCAAUUUCAACGUUACGAUCAAUUGGCAUCAAUCUAUUUUGAUAAUGUUCAAGCCAUUGUUGGUGUUUGUCAGAUGUCCAAUCCGGCAACAUUUCAACGUAUGAAAUAUUGGCUAAAUAAAUUUCGUGAACAAAAUUCUUCACUCAAUAAUAAUGUUUAUAUGUUGGCAUGUGAAAAUGAUCCAACGAUACGAUUCAUCAGUAUGGAAUCAUCGUCCACCGAACAUUCAUCAACAUCGUCACAUGUUUCACGUACACAAAUCAUUGAUUAUGGUCAUCAAAUUCAAGCCAAAAUUUACAUUAUACGCCAAUAUUCACGUGGUAGAGAUUUGAAUAAAUUUUUCAACGAUUUUCUCAAUCAUUUUUGGUCAUCAAAUCUGGAUCAACGAUUAUUCCAUAGAAUCACGAUUCCAUCAUUGUUGACCAAUUUUAUAUGUUGUAAAUGAUUAAUUUGUACCAAAAAACUAAUAAACUUACAUUCAUUUGUUCAUUUGAUGAUUUUCAUGUUGAUGAUUUCUGAAUUGACGCGCCAAAGGUGAUGGUAAUAUACGAAUUUUUUGUGUUGAAGAACGAAUUUGUUCCGUACAAUUGUGGGUAACAAUCAGAUACCAAACAAUAAUGAUUAAUAAAGAAAUGGCAAUAGUCAUCAACGAUGACCAAAUGGAAUGUUGUUGAUGAUGAUUGUUUUUAUUACCAA
This is a messenger RNA of Dermatophagoides farinae (American house dust mite), 1135 nucleotides long. Lineage: Eukaryota; Metazoa; Arthropoda; Arachnida; Sarcoptiformes; Pyroglyphidae. The record is from RefSeq and is a predicted model, not a curated record.